AUGCCAUUUUUAUGCAGUAUUUGUUCAUUACUAUUUACGAAUCCAGGUACUGAACAUUCCAUGUACUCAACAAUGUGUGGACAUAUAGUAGGUAAAUCAUGUAUCGAAAAAUUAAAAUCUUCUAAAUCUUUUAAUAAUUUCAAAUGUCCUAUAUGUUGUAAAAAGUUAGGACGAAUGGCUUAUCAUCCAAUUUUGAAUAUGCCAAAUGAGAUUUCUGAUAUUGUAAUUAAUCCUGUACAAAAAUAUCUUAAAAAUAAUUAUGAUACAAUGGAGUGUUCUUUUGAAAAUAAUAAAAAUUAUGAUGGUACAUUUAUAUUAAAAUUUAAUGAAAGUAUAAAUGGAACAAUAGAAUUGUUUGAUGUAUAUAAUGGAUGUAUAUUAAUUAAUGGUUUUAAUUUACCAAAUUCUGAUAAUCUUCAAUAUCUGGCACUUUUAAUAAAAAAUGAUAUUUGUACUGCAAUUGCUUUUAAUAAAUGUAGAGAUGACGUUAUUGAAUUUUGUAUUGGUUCUGAUAAAGGUGAAAUUUUUCAUGCAAUUAUUGGAUUAGAUUUUAAAAUUAUACUUGAAAAAAUUUUAAUUCAGGAAAAAGAAAAAAUUGAUUCAAUAUGUUUUUUAGAAAAAAAUAAGAUAGCUUAUUCAUUUGGAAAAGGAAACUUAUUUGUUUGUAACACAAAUAAUAUUCUUGAAAAAGAAAAUUGGACUAAAUUUAAUUUUUCUGAAGGAGGGAAAAUUAAUAAUAAACUUUAUAUUUUUCAAAAUUCUGAAUAUUCGAAUGAAUUUUGCUCUAGUUAUUAUUCUGGAAAUAGAGAAUUAAUUACUUAUAAUGUUGAUUCUGGUAUUAUUUUUGCACUAUACAAUGAAAGAAAUAUGGUCAGUGACGAGAAUACUUUAUCUAAAUCAUAUAUAUUACGAAAAAUCAAAGGAAUAUAUUUAGAAAAUAAUAAAUAUAAUAAAGAGAUUGAAUAUAUAACCUGUAUUUUAAAAGAAAAAGAUUUUCCACGGUUUUUUAAAUCAAAAUUAAUAGUUAUAAAAAAUGAAGAAUAUCCAAUAAUUUUUACAUUUAUACCAAAUAUUAAAAAAAAUGUUAUUCAAGCAUUUAUUUUGAAAUCUAAUACUAACAACAAUACAGAGUUGUUUCUUGUAGCUGAAAAGUUUAUUGAAGACUUAAAUACAUGCCUUGGUAUUUGUAUUGUAAAAGAACCAAAAAUAUAUCUUUCAAAGUUUAUGAAAGUAAAACUUAUUUUAUUUCUUAAAAACAAAUACAUUUCACUUGAUUUUGUAUGUGCUUUACCUGAUAAAUUAAAAAUCAGCUAA
Strongyloides ratti is the source of this 1314-nucleotide messenger RNA. Its product is annotated as Zinc finger, RING-type domain and Zinc finger, RING/FYVE/PHD-type domain-containing protein. NCBI's taxonomy places the organism in Eukaryota, Metazoa, Nematoda, Chromadorea, Rhabditida, Strongyloididae. The coding region runs from base 1 to 1314 and encodes 437 amino acids. The record is from RefSeq and is a predicted model, not a curated record. The transcript is spliced from 4 exons.